AUUUAUUUUCUGACAAAAAGAGGAAAAUAUACUCAAUUUAUUUUUCAAAACUUUUAUAUUCUUUUUUAAAACUUAAAUUUAUAAAUACAUAAUAAGACAUAUAGCUUUUUUAAAAUGUUGCGGGUACCAGGGAUGCCUUUACUGCCUGGAACACAAUUCCGAGACCUUACAAAAACGAACUUUGCAAAAUCACAAACAUUUCUCAAUCAUUAUGGAAUAGCAAUGCUUUCCGAUCGCGAAGCACCAAAACUUGUUGACCCAAAAGGUAUGAUUUGCGACAUAAACUGCCCACCGCCAGAACUUCCAUCGGUUACAGCUCUAAAUGUAGGCCCAAAACUUCCCCCAUGGUUGGCUUACGAUAAACAGGUUCUCUGUUUCAAUGGCUAUUUUAAGGAAACUCUUCAAGAAGUAUAUCAUGCUCCAUAUUUAGUUAGAAAAGUCAAAAUAUUCUACUAUCUCGAAGAUGGGACCAUACAAGUGACUGAACCGAAAAUUGAGAAUUCUGGAAUACCACAAGGUUGUUUAGUACACAAGCAAAGAAUACCAAAGCCAGCUCCAUGUCAAAAUGAGUUUGUUUCUAUUUUGGAUUUAAAUGUGAACACGAACAUACAAAUCUUUGAUCGUGUUUAUCACAUUACCGGUUGUGAUUUGUUUACUAGGCAUUUUUUGAAUAGAGCCGGAAUUCCAGUGCCAGAUCCAAUAGAGCCACCAUUAGAUCCUACAAUAGAACAUAGAAAAAGAUCGGGCAUAAAAAAAUCCGUGACAAAAGACAAGAAACACUUAUUUGCCCAGUUUUUAGAGUUCGAUAGGAAGAUUUUAAAAUUCACAUGUUACUGGGAUGACCGUUCUGAAUAUGGAGAUGUACGCAAUUUGGAAUUAUGUUAUUAUCUUUCUGAUGAUACAAUGGAUAUAAAAGAAAUUUUUCCUGCCAAUUCUGGAAGAAAUGGUCCGGCAACUUUUCUUAAGCGUGGAAAGCUUCCAAGGGACUGGCAAGGACUACUGCUCCCAGGUGAACAAACUGGAGUUACAGUCUUGAACGUUUUAGGAGGAGGCCUCCGAUCAGGAAGAUAUAUUGUAGAUAUUCUUGGCAGUGAAAAACAAGAUUUCAAAUACUACACCGAUAAAGAUUUGCAAAUUGGAGCUGUAAUAAAUGUUUACGGACGAAGUGUAGUUUUAACCAACUGUGAUUCCUUUACAAUGGAAUACUACAGAAUGAAAUACGGUAUUGAAGAGUUUUGUCGCUUACCACAUCCAAAUCGUUUUGACGAUCGAAUUCCACAGAAACCAAGUGAAAGACAGCUUCCUCCUUAUAAUGGUUGGGGCUCUUAUGAAGAUUCCGAGGGCAAUUGCAUAUCUGUAGAGCCAAAACCUCCACAAGCGGAUUUCAAAAAGUUUAUAACUUUGGAUAAAUUUGUUUUACGAUUUGGCGCAAAAAUGAUUUCCACAAUAAGAGAAAAUUGUGAACGUGUGUUUAUUGUUUCUUACUUCCUUUCUGAUGAUACUAUUCAAAUAUAUGAAGUGGCUGAAAGAAAUUCUGGAUUUUUGGGUGGAAUUUUCUUGAAACGAAGACGUAUCUUACUUCCCAAUCAGGAAAAAUUUUCAUCCGAAAGGCCAGAGUAUUAUAAACCUCAUCAUCUUUACAUCGGAGCAAGUAUUAAUUUAAAAGAUCAUAUAUUUACAUUGGUUUCUGCGGACGAAUAUACCUUGAUUUACAUGGAAUCGCAUCCGUUUGAGUUUCCCCUUGCGGAUGUUAAAACUGUAAUGAAUAAGAUACGUGAAGCUGUUCGUCCAAACUACAAAAACUUUAUUGCAAAGCACUUAUCUGAAGUUGGCAGUGAAAAUGAACCUAAACUCAUUAGAUACGAAACACUCAAAAAGGAUUUAAUUGAACUUCUUGGAAAAAAUAUUACCGAUCAAGAAAUCAUCACACUAUGUCGAUACUACUCGGCCGAGCAAAGUCCUCCAUCUUCAUGUAACCGUGAAACUGUGCGAGCUGCAGUGCAGUCAGAAAUUCGACGAAAUCUCUGGGAUGACAUUGAUCACCUUAAAGAGCAUCUUUCCCAUAUAAAUCCGUCCCGAAAAAAUUUUCUCCCGGAAGCUAAACUUAGAUGUACAAUCAAGGGUUGCCGCUUACCAUUUACAGCAGAGCUUAUUGACGAUAUGUUUAUGGUUUUGAAUCACAACGAUUUGGGGGAAAUAGAAAUUUGUGACUUCAUGUCGUUUGUUGAUGUAAAUUGUAGCCCAGCACCAGAUAUAGCGCCUAUAAACUAUGCAUUCGAAUUAUGCCCGAAAAUACCAUUUUUACAUAAGGGACGCUUAGUGAACUGGAACUGUUUCGUUCAGCAUUUAGGUUUGGAAGAAGAGUUAAUCAACAAAACGGACUAAACUAGACAAUAAAGCUAAAAAGCUGAAUGUGGCUAAUAUGUGUUUGUCAAAAUUAAAUAUAAAAGUUUUUCUUCUGAAA
Messenger RNA from Episyrphus balteatus (marmalade hoverfly), 2464 nucleotides. RefSeq names its product EF-hand domain-containing family member C2 (gene Efhc1.2). NCBI's taxonomy places the organism in Eukaryota, Metazoa, Arthropoda, Insecta, Diptera, Syrphidae. The transcript is spliced from 6 exons. The record is from RefSeq and is a predicted model, not a curated record. The coding region runs from base 115 to 2385 and encodes 756 amino acids. Gene Ontology annotation, cellular component: microtubule. Gene Ontology annotation, biological process: regulation of neuron projection development.